Clavispora lusitaniae ATCC 42720 is the source of this 3048-nucleotide messenger RNA. It is a transcript of the gene MED16, whose product is annotated as Med16p. The record is from RefSeq and is a predicted model, not a curated record. Gene Ontology annotation, biological process: positive regulation of DNA-templated transcription. Lineage: Eukaryota; Fungi; Ascomycota; Pichiomycetes; Serinales; Metschnikowiaceae. Gene Ontology annotation, cellular component: mediator complex.
AUGUCCGCUGGCGCCGUUUCCUGGUCCAAAAACGGCUUUGUGUGCUAUGUGCUGCGUGGCCCGGCCCACAACUUGGCCCUCACGUACUUGGAAAACACCAAUGGCCGCCGCUGGCAACUUGCGCUGCUGCAACGGCUCUGUGUGAAACCGCUGGAUGAUAGUGCGAUGCCGCUGGUGGAACUAGUGCUGUGGAGCAAUCUUCUGACGGACUUGGCGGUUUUCGACGAGAACGGCCAUUUCUACGUCUUGCUUGCUGGCGUGGGGCUUUUGCUGGAGGAAAAUGGCGGCAACAGUUCCAACGGGGCGGCUACAAACACCGCCGCGGCAAACGGAGGCGCGGCUAAUGGCGAAAAAGGGGACGGGGUGAAAGGGGCUGCGGGCGCCAAUGGCGCGGUGGCUGCAAACGGCCCGCACUCGAACGGCAGCGCCAAGACUGCGGCGGCCGGAGGCGCUGCCGCCAGCAAGCCAGGCGACGCGGCUGCAAAAGCCACCGACACGCCCUCGUACGAGCUCACGCUGUACAACCACACGGAAAUGAUUUUCCGCGACAGGACGCCCGGCCGGUGCGUGGCGUUCCGCUGGCUCGGCGUCGACAAGGCGCAGAUGCGGCCAAAAGCAGCCGCGCGCAGCGCCGCGGGCGAAUAUUCCUACGACGUGGGCCAGCACGGGCCCACACACCCCGCACACCCGAUUGCGUCGAAACAGGCGUGUGUGGCGCUCCGCCAGAAUGGCCUCUUCACCUUGUAUUACCAGGGCGAGCACAAGGUGGAGUACCACAAGCUUUCGGUGUCGUUGGGUGGCGGCGUGCACUUUUCGCACGCCUCCAUUGGGUUCUGCGACCGCCGAAUUGUGGUGGCGGCGUACGACGCCUUGACGCGCCGCGUGAGUGUAUUUGUGCUCGCAGUCGACUGGGGCUACUUGGUCGAGCUGGCGGCGCGUCAGCGCUCCGACCCGCACCACCACACGCCCUUAAACAUGCAAACGCUGCCGCGCCUCUCGUGCACGUUGGUGCAAGAAAUCCGCGUGCCGGCGGGCGCCAUGGGCGGCGACACAGAACAUGGCCAAAGCGGCCAAGAACUUAAACGAAACCACGAUGCCGGAAAUGAGAACCAAAUCGCCCAAAGCGAAGCUCAGUUCUUGCAAAACACCACUACCACCGACAAUGGGCCGAACAUGACCACCCUGGCCUCCGACUCCGAAAUUGUUUCCUCCGAGAUCAAGCUGAUCGACAUCAUAGGGCCCGACGUGUUGGUGACAUACCAUGCCGUCAACUCCUCAGCUGCUACAUCAUCUGCCAUACACCGCUACCGCUUGCGUCACAUUGACCCACUCCAUUCCUUGGGCCCUGAAUUGAACGGUAUCUUUUCUGACUCGAAAAUGCAGUUUCCUGAAUUGGUGCUCUUCGAUGUCUUGCGCGUGCCUGGCAAAAUCAACCAGAUUACUCCUUGCUUGGACGAUCUGCUUGUGUUAUUUUUCCGCAGUGACGGCGCCGUGUACAUGCUCCGUGAAUGGAAUGCGCCGCUUGUUCGCAUAGACGUGGGUGCACAACUAUCCCCAUUCGAACCACCAUCCUCAGUUGCCUCUGCUCUUGAUUGUGGCUAUCGCGUACCUUGUGUGACAGGUAAUGUCGCUCUAUCUCCCAACAUGGCUGCGCUUGUACAUUUACCACCAGGUGCUGACACAGUGAGCUUUUCGCUCUUUCAGCCUGCGCCAAACUCGGAGGCGAUUCCCACCGAAACGACAGCCGUGGCCAUCGCCCACGCGCACGCCCAUGCGUGUUACACAAACAGCUGCUCGGAUGACGUGGUUGCAUUGGCUACAGCGGAAGUGCUGCGUGGUACCCACAACGAUGACCUCAUUGAGCGCACAGUAGUGGAGGCACACAAGUCCAUUUCCUUUCAUUUGAACAGCUAUAGCAAGGAGUCCGUUGACAAGCUUUUGCUGAAUCCGGCACUACAAAAGCUUCUCUCAUUACAGUUGGCGCUUGGCGAGCUCCACUCAUCCAACAGCACUAUACGUGAUGUGGCUUGGAUAGUUCUCAACCUACGCUCUACCAGCUUCGCCAUCAUGUUCUCUCUAUCCAGUAUUUACAGACAAAUCUCGAGAAAGAAACCAGCAAACGACAGUUUAGAGGAUUCCACUGUUCGUGCAGAAAGUAUUGUGCUGUUGGUCGGAAGUGUCAAGUGGCUUAUUGAUUUGAUUGUCUAUUUGAAUCAAGAGCUUUUACAAAUCAGUCUAUCGAAGGAUAAUCCCGACAAUAGUUCAGUCACUGUGCACAAUUCGGUAACGUUACCUCUUAUUAUGAGUAAAGUACCUCGUUUAUUCCUCAUGUACGCAAUAUCUUCCAUUGCCAAAACUCAUGAAAUCUUGAAGAAGAUCCACAAAGAUUUAACAGAAGCUAAUAAGCUCUUCACACCUAUGCAAGAAGCACUUAUGCGAUUUUUUGGCACUUGCGGGUCUCUGCCAUUGAACUUAAAUGUAUUUGAGAACUUCUUAAGAGACUGUGAUACUUCAACGUCUAAAGACUUGGCAGCACGUGCUGCUGCAGAAAACAUAUCUCCGCUUCAAUUAGAACAUCAAUUGUUUUGCAUUGGGAAAAUCCCUAGUCCACUUAUAUCAGUGGCUAUCACGAUGACAGACCAUCACUAUGCUAUCAUCAGUCGCGAUUCAAAGCUAUCUGAAUUGUUCUUCUAUAACACUGACUGGAUAGACGCUGGUGUUGGCAGAUCGAACCGUGUCUUUACGGAGUCAUCGCCAAAUGAGCAAUUCAUGCCUACACAGGUGCGGCUUCAAUAUUCGGAAAACGAAGUAGUUGAUGCUCUCCGAAAGAUCAUCAUUCGAGCACCGUCGACGUUGCGCUCCGGUGGGGUAUCUACGAUGGGCCAAGGGUAUGUGUCGAACAACAAGAUCCGUAAAUGCACUCGGUGCCGUGCGGUUUCUCUAAUAGCAGAUCCAUUGGUGUUUGGAACCCCUAAAACAAUCAGUCUUUGGACAAUGGUGUUUCAGAGAACAUGCAUUUGCGGUAGCGCAUGGGUGAACUGUCUAUAA